Nerophis lumbriciformis (worm pipefish) is the source of this 636-nucleotide messenger RNA. The record is from RefSeq and is a predicted model, not a curated record. Lineage: Eukaryota; Metazoa; Chordata; Actinopteri; Syngnathiformes; Syngnathidae.
AUGGAUUAUGAACAUAAAGCCAAUUUGGUGGCUGAAUGUUUGCGGAGCUACAGGAACGACGAAUCUGGUUGGAAAGUCUGCAAAAAAUCGAAUGACGUGGUUGUGUCAUGGCGACCUUCAUCUGAAUUCCCUGGGAAUGUUUACAAAGGGGAUGGUGUUAUAAAUGGCAGCCUGGAAAAGGUAUGGGAAUGUCUGAAACCUGUACCAAAAGGACUCAGAGUCAAGUGGGACAAUAAUGUGAAAAAGUUUGAACUUUUGGAGCAGAUUAAUGAGGACAUCUCAAUCUGCCGAACAGUCACGCCCUCAGCAGCUUUGGGUAUCAUAGCUCCUCGAGACUUUGUGGAUGUCGUUUUAGUUCGACAAUAUGAAGAUGGCACAAUUUCAUCAAACGCUACUAACGUGAUUCAUCAGGGCUGCCCUAUUCAGUCUGGUUACGUGAGGGGAUUCAACCAUCCUUGUGGCUGCAUCUGUGUCCCCAUAGCAGGAGAGCCCAACAAAACCCAGGUCUUCACUUUCUUCCAGACAGACCUCGGUGGGUUACUUCCUCGCUCUGUGGUCGACUCCUUUUUCCCUUCCAGCAUGACAGAGUUCUAUAGCAAUCUGAUCAAAGCUGUUAAAUCACUCAAAGACCUUUGA